This is a messenger RNA of Styela clava, 1826 nucleotides long. RefSeq lists its product as uncharacterized. The record is from RefSeq and is a predicted model, not a curated record. NCBI's taxonomy places the organism in Eukaryota, Metazoa, Chordata, Ascidiacea, Stolidobranchia, Styelidae.
UUGAACGAUGGAGAAGCAACCGACUCGCCAAUCUGCUUUGCAAGCGAAAGCAAUAGCCGCAGCAAAAUUGGUUUUACAAGAUUUGGAUCCUGCAGCUAAAAAGCGAAGACAACUUUUCAGCAGCGGUCGUCCACAAGGUAUAUUGGCAAUUCAUUUCAAAACUCUCAGGAAUUUCAGCAAAACCUUUUUCUUCACUUCUACAUUUGCUGGUUGCUCGGAAAUUCGGUUAUUCCUCAAGAUAUCAAUUCAAAAUUCAGUGAAAUGUUCAAAAGUCCUCACAGUGCGGAAAGAUGCUGCCAAUCAACAGAAAUCAAAAUUAGUAUUGGGAAAACAGAAUAAAUUAUGGCCACGAAAGGCAACACCUACUUCUAGUGACAUGCGACAACGUGGCAGUUCGGUUAUGAAUCAUAGAGAAAGUUUGGCCACCGGACAUGCUGAAAUAACAUUGGACGAAUUAAAGACAUUUUCUUUGGAACUUUCAAAUAAACAUGAAGACGCAGAUAAUAAAAUUAUACUAGAAAUUAUGGAAGCAGAUUGCGCAAAAACAAGAUCGGCAUUGAAUAUCGGGUGUGCAUCCUUACAUCUGUUUGAUUUAAUAAAAGAAAUGUACGGUACAAAAUCUACGCCCCUCAUGAUAAAAGAUAAAAGAAUAGCAGAUCUCGAUUAUGAAUAUGUUUUCCGAUACGGUGCGUUUGGGUACGGAUAUUCACACGAACUGCAACAGUCAGAGAUAUCGAUUUCACAGAUCAUGAAUGAAUCAAUGUUUUUUCGAUUGACUCCGCCAGCAGACCGAAUGGAUGACGAUGGCCUAUUAGCCCCGACACAAGUUCCUCCUCCAAAUUCAAUCAAGCGGGAAAGAAAGGAAGAGGACGAGGAAGCGACCAUGCGAAAUAAAGCCGUGCUAUCAUCAAUUGAUAUGUUCAAAUCGGUCGACACGUCUAAUGUUGACAAUCUCCUGGAACAUCGACAUAGACUACAAAGAUUAAAAAGCGAAUAUCUGGCAUUGAAAACAAGAAGUGACAGAAAUAAAUAUUUGGAAAACUUACUAUCAAAAACAGGGCAAGCUACGGGAGAAAGCCAAAAUGAUGGGACAGCUGGAAACGCGGAAGAAUCUCGUUUAGGUGGAACGGCUACGGACAAUCAACGGCAAGCCGAUGUCAAGAACGUUAUAGAAAACCUAUCACCAUUGCUCCUUAUGGCACCCGGGCUACAGUCUCGAGUUGGAGGGGAAACGAGACCCUCCCUAAGACCACGUGACAGCGCCAGACCUUCUGAUUCCGAUGGAAUAGAUCCAAUGGAGAAACUUCGGAAAUUAUAUGAAGACAAUAUGGGAAGUACUUCCAGCGAAGCAGAUCGUCCGUCCAGCAGCGAAAAACAGUCGAGACCGACGACUCCACAAUCUUCCGAAAAACGUGGCUUUAUGGGGAUUUUGAAAAAAAAAGUUUUAGCGCCCAUGAGAUUUAAUAAAUUGAUGACAGGCGUGGCAGAAGCUCAUAAACAGACUCAAGAACUUUCGAACGCUGAAGAAGGGAGGUCAUCUCGACCCGGUACCCCCGAUAACGAGUUGGACAAUAGAAAUGCACCGCGUAUAUCGGAUGUGAUGGCCAGGCUGACAUCGGAAUCUGCAUCAAGAAAUUCUGACAGACCAAGACGAUCAUUUAUGGCCGCAUGGACGAGACGUACGACCCCUUCUCCCACCACAGUUGACAACGAAUCGGAGAACACUUUAAGCUCAACAGCGCGGCAAAAUAUGGAUGACGUAGAAUAAUAUAUCCACUUGUUAUUCACAUGUGUAUAUUUUGCUUGACUUUUCAAAAUAAAAAUAA